GAACGCGCGUGCGCAGUCGUGAGUUUAAAUAGGAUUACCUGAGCGACUCUGCAUGUGCUUAUAAACGGACUGAGUUCUACCUGUUUCUGAUUUAUUGGCUGUUUAGACGAAGUCAGGCUGGUUUACAGUAGCUCUUUGUGUUUUUUUUUAUAGUUAGAAACAGAACGACGGACGGCGGAGGAAGAUGAGCAUCGACUACAGCGUGUGGGACCACAUCUAUGUCUCCGACGAUGAAGACGCCACCAGCCCCUUCGUGGACACGCCGAGCCUGUUCAGAAUGAGACACCGGGCCAGGCUGGAGAAGAUGGCCGAGUUUCAGCAGAGGGGUGAAGACCUGGGACACAACUUGGCAGAAUGCCAGAGGCAGCUGCAGGAAGCCCACAGACGGCUCAGAUACCUGGAAGAACGGAUGAAGGAGGGAGAGGAGGAAGAGGAGCGAGAAGAUGAGCUGAAGAAAGUCCAGGCUGAGGUGAAGAAACUCGAGGAGGAUGAAAAGUCCUUUCGCAGGUUCCUAGAGGAACACCGGCGAGAUGAGAAGAAACUUCCCUGGAAUGUAGACACCAUCAGCAGAGAAGGUUUCAGCAAGAGCAUUCUGAACAUCCAGCCUGAAGACAAAGAGGAAAAUCAGCAGGAAAAGUUGAAGAGGCACAAGACUUUUGUGGAGAAGUACGCCAAGGAAAUCAAACACUUCGGUAUGCUGCGGCGUUGGGACGACAGCCAGACGUAUCUGUCUGACAACCCACAUCUGGUGUGUGAAGAGAGCGCUAAUUAUCUUGUCGUCCUCUGCAUUGACUUUGAGAUAGAUGAGAAACAUGCCCUCAUGGAGCAGAUUGCACACCAAGCCAUCGUCAUGCAGUUCAUCUUGGAUUUAGCUCGGACUCUGAAAGUUGACCCAAGAGGCUGCUUCAGGCAAUUCUUCUCAAAGAUUAAGACUGCGGAUAAGCCGUACCAGGACGCUUUCGACCGUGAACUGGACCUGCUGAAGCAGCGGGUCCGCAGAUGUGCGCAGGCUCGCAUGGAGAGCGCCAUGAAAGAGCUGGAGGAAGAGGAGAGGCAGAAGAGACUGGGCCCUGGGGGUUUAGACCCGAUGGAGGUCUAUAACUCACUACCCAAGGAAAUGCAGAGGAGUUUUGAUGAGAAGAACAUUGAGAUGCUGCAGGAUGUGAUGGACAAGCUGGACCCUGAGGAGGGCAGGUACCACCUGAAGAGAUGUAUCGACUCUGGGUUGUGGGUCCCUGACUUGCAGGAGGGAGAAGAUGACGAAGAUUAGAAAUGAUAAACUAAACUUGGUAACUGUUCACUGUUUAGUUGUUUUCUAUGUGUGUACGUCCAAAAGAUUGGGAAAUAAUAAAGUGUACAACAAAACUGUAUGUUUACAUAGUUUUUAAAGUUAAUUUAUUAUAUGUAUCUGUUUAAAUAUUUGUAUUUGCAUUAAAAUAUCGAAAACAACCCUGUUCAUAAGAUAAUGUACAUCAGUUUGAUAUGUUGUAUUGAAAUGGGGGAUUUAAAAUUAUUUACAAAGUAUUGUUUAUAUCCACAUUUCACGCAUUCUGUACAUUGCUGAAGACAUGUUUGACUUUGUCAAUAUAAACAUCUGAACGCCUGUUGGUACAUUUUCAGCUAGUAUGUUCAAUUGAAGGAAUUGUAGGUAGCUUUUUGUGCAUCUACCAUGUUUAAUAUUACACAGUUAAUGUAGAUUUGCAAAUUUUGACAAAAUUGUUCUGCUUUUUUAUUUGCCCUAUUAGCUCAUUUCAAUAAAAAAAUGAUGUGUA
This is a messenger RNA of Fundulus heteroclitus (mummichog), 1772 nucleotides long. RefSeq names its product cell division cycle 37 homolog (S. cerevisiae). NCBI's taxonomy places the organism in Eukaryota, Metazoa, Chordata, Actinopteri, Cyprinodontiformes, Fundulidae. Gene Ontology annotation, cellular component: cytoplasm. Bases 185 to 1270 code for a protein of 361 amino acids. Gene Ontology annotation, biological process: protein stabilization; protein folding. Gene Ontology annotation, molecular function: protein kinase binding; protein-folding chaperone binding; heat shock protein binding. The record is from RefSeq and is a predicted model, not a curated record. The transcript has 8 exons.